Bombina bombina (fire-bellied toad) is the source of this 1370-nucleotide messenger RNA. RefSeq names its product E3 ubiquitin-protein ligase HUWE1-like. The transcript has 9 exons. The record is from RefSeq and is a predicted model, not a curated record. NCBI's taxonomy places the organism in Eukaryota, Metazoa, Chordata, Amphibia, Anura, Bombinatoridae. The coding region runs from base 165 to 1352 and encodes 395 amino acids.
GUGCAGAAGUCCUUAAAGCAAUCAAGAUGUGUAGGUUUUAGGGUUCUCUCAAUAACCAUAACAAUUUUGUACCCGUUCAUAUUUCUGAUAUAGGUGAGGCAGGAGCAGAGGCACAGGAGGAGGAUCCCGAUGCUACUCAGGCUGAAGUGGUUGAUGGAGACAUCAUGGAUGGGGAGGCAGAGACGGACACUGUGGUUAUUGCAGGGCAGCCAGAGGUCCUCACUACCCAAGAAAUGCAGGUGGAGAAUGAGCUAGAAGAUUUAAUAGAUGAACUGCUGGAGAGAGACGGAGCUGCAGUAAGCAGAGUGGGAGAAGAUGAGUCACAGGAAGAUGUAUUAAUGGACGAGGCCCCCACUAAUCUCAGUCAAGCCUCUACCCUUCAGGCCAACAGAGAAGAUUCUAUGAAUAUCUUAGACCCAGAAGAUGAAGAGGAACAUACUCAAGAAGAAGAUAGCAGUGGGAGCAACGAGGACGAAGAUGAUAGCCAAGAGGAGGAGGAAGAGGAGGAAGAUGAUGAUGAUCAGGAUGAUGAAGAGGGAGAGGAGGGUGAUGAGGAUGACGAUGAUGACUGCUCGGAGAUGGAGCUUGAUGAGGAUUACCCUGACAUGAAUGCCUCACCCCUGGUGCGGUUUGAGCGUUUUGACAGGGAAGAUGAUCUCAUCAUAGAAUUCGAUAGCAUGUUCUCCAGCGCCACUGACAUCCCUCCGUCCCCCGGUAACAUCCCAGCUACGCACCCGUUAAUGGUGCGGCAUGCAGACCAUAGCUCGCUCACUCUUGGCAGCGGCACUUCUACCACUCGAUUGGCACAGGGUAUUGGGCGCAGCCAGCGAACUCUUCGUCAGCUAACAGCCAACACAGGGCACACAAUACAUGUUCAUUACCCAGGAAACAGGCAGCCAAACCCACCACUUAUUCUUCAGAGGUUGCUUGGCCCAUCAGCUGCUGCUGACAUCUUGCAAUUGAGCAGUAGCCUACCUCUGCAAAGCCGAGGUAGAGCCCGACUUCUUGUGGGUAAUGACGAUGUCCACAUUAUAGCACGCUCUGAUGACGAGCUUUUGGAUGACUUCUUCCAUGACCAAAGCACAGCCACAAGUCAAGCUGGUACCCUUUCUAGUAUCCCAACAGCUCUUACCCGCUGGACAGAGGAAUGUAAGGUUCUUGAUGCUGAGAGCAUGCAUGACUGUGUUUCAGUGGUCAAAGUGCCCAUUAUAAACCAUCUGGAAUCAUUAAGGGAUGAGGAGUUGGAGGAGCGGCGAGAGAAACGACGAAAGCAAUUGGCUGAAGAAGAAACAAAGUUAGCAGAAAAACCAAAGGAGGACAAAGAAUCAAAGGAUGCAAACUCUCAGGUCUGACUUGCAUCUUAUUGAAUA